Molecule: messenger RNA, 1134 nt
Organism: Durio zibethinus
Lineage: Eukaryota; Viridiplantae; Streptophyta; Magnoliopsida; Malvales; Malvaceae
Product: transmembrane emp24 domain-containing protein p24delta5-like
Source: RefSeq, a predicted model, not a curated record
CUGGGAUUCCUCAGCUUGAACAUGACUGGAUGAUCACGAAAUCUCCUGCGCCAACCAAAGACUUUUCUCCAUUAACUCAAACACCAAAACCCCACUCUCAGUUCGUGCUGCGUAGCUUCCACCGCUCGACAACUACAAGUAUAACCUACCCAACAACUGUAAUAAUAAAGUAAAAAAUAAAAACCCAGAGAAAAGAAAAGAAGAGAAACGAAGCGAAAGGAGUUUUUUUUUUUUUUGGGUUUUUGGGCACUCUACCAAUGAGCAAAGGCAUGUCUUUUUUCAGUCGUGAUCGUGCGGCGUUAUUGUUGCCAAUAAUCUUGGUGCUAUGUUUAACGAGUAGGAGUAAUAUUUUGCCGGUAGCUGACGCUAUAUGGUUAACGAUUCCAAGUUCAGGAACCAAGUGUGUUUCCGAGGAGAUCCAAAACAACGUUGUCGUUUUAGCUGAGUACUAUGUCAUCGAUGAAAACAACCCUGAUCACAUCCCCACCAUCUCUGCCCGGGUAACAUCUCCUUUUGGGAACAAUCUUCACCAUAAUGAGAAUGCAACUAAUGGUCAGUUUGCAUUUACAACUGGUGAGUCAGGUAACUAUCUAGCUUGUUUCUGGAAGGAUGGCAGUCAUCAGCAAGAAGCUGAACUAACAUUGGGGCUUGACUGGAAAAUUGGAAUUGCUGCCAAGGAUUGGGAAUCGGUUGCAAAGAAGGAGAAGAUAGAGGGUGUUGAACUUGUUCUCAGGAGACUUCAAGGAACAGUGGAAGCCAUCCAUGGUAACCUAAACUAUCUCAAGGACAGGGAAGCAGAGAUGAGGGAAGUCAGUGAAAGAACAAAUGCAAGAGUGGCAUGGUUCAGCAUCAUGUCCCUUGGUGUCUGCAUAACGGUUUCAGUUGUGCAGCUAUGGUACUUGAAGCGCUACUUCCUAAAGAAGAAGCUCAUCUAGAUUAUAAACUUGAGUGAUUUUGUCACACAAUGUUGUCAAAGUUUCAUGAACAAGAAAAACACUAAAUUUCUGUUGUACCAUAGAGAAUUUCUUUCAUUUCUUGCUGAUUUGGGAAUGAAGACGGGUGGUGUAGAGGAAGAUCUUUUUAUCCACAAAAUUUGAAUGCAAUAGUGAGAAAAAAAUUGGAAGAGAAAGUGAA